AAUAAACUCAACAUGCCACAUAAUAAAACAAUCCAGAAUAUCUUUUUGAUAUUGUGUUCUGUGUUACUAAUAGUGACUAUAAGGAAUCAAAAUAAGAACGCGGUAAGGAAGACUAUGCCCAGAGACGUUGAUAAGGGCAACCAAAGCGGUCUCGAGAAUACAACGGCAGAUAAUGACUAUAAUGAUGGUCUUUUUGAGGCUACGACCAAAGAUGGAGGAUUCAUAAAUAAGGAUAUGAUUGAUCACACUCUAACUAAAAAUAAAUCACGAAAACAAAUUCUCACUACUACGACAUCUGAUGAUAUUAUCAAUCCUGAAAAUAAUACAAAACUUGAUGAAACAGAACAACAAAUAUACGAUGAAUUCGGUUUUGUACAUAAAAUAACAGAUUUUUUUCGAUAUGAGAAAAAGAUGAAUGAAGAUUGUACAACAGGAAGAGUGAAAAGAGCGCCCAAUACAGUCAUUGUAGGAAUUCAACGAUGCGGGGCACGCAUGUUAAGAUCAUUGUUAGGGGCGCAUCCUUCGAUCGCUGCUGCCGCCGGGGAGCCUCAUUUCUUCGACUUGAACUACUCAGAGCCAUUGACUUGGUACCUUAGGAAAAUGCCAUGUAGCUCUAAAGAACAGGUGACUAUCGAAUCAACACCUUCGUAUUUCAAUUUAGCAGAUCCUGCUCGAAUCUACGCUUUUAACCCCAAUAUGAAGCUAAUAUUGGCUGUUUGUGACCCGGUGAAAAGGACGCUAUCUGAUUUUAUCUAUAAUCAGCGUCUUGGACAUAUACCAAAAAGCAGAAACUUUGAAGACAUGAUCAUCGGGAGUGACGGUGAUCUAAAAUCAGAUAUAAACAUUGUUCAACAUUCCAACUAUCUCUAUCCAUUGAUCAAGUAUAAACGACAUUUUCAACUGAAUCAAAUUUACCCCGUUGAUUUGGAUUCUUUGAAAAUAGAACCAUGGAAACAGUUGAAUAAAAUUGAAGAUUAUUUAGGAGUUGAACAUGUGUUUCGACAAAGUUCAUUUUGGUUUAACGCUGAUAGGAACGUGUAUUGUCUUUCACCGAGUGCUUUCAAUGUGGCCAACUUGAAGAGUUUAGACGUUGAGAGAAAUGGCUGUAUCAAAACAUCCAAGCGCCCUUCGAAGCCAAUAAUGGAAGACCUUAGACAAAAACUAGAGAAACAUUUCACUGUUUAUAUAUCCGGCUUCUGUGGUAUACUUGGCAGCCACACGUGUCGAAAUUACAAGUGGACUCCCAUUAAACGAACCAGUGUUAGGGCACCUAACUAAUAAUUUCUAUUUUUUCAAUUUUCUUUAUUGUUGCAGUUCAAUUCACAAAAAUUCAAAUGAUGGUUAAAUGAUUAUAUGUAUAAAUGUUUAAAACAGGUAUGUAUAAUUCUUUUUGAAUUGUAUGAUACUGGUCUGUAUACUGCAUGUGUCAUCAAAAAUUUACAAAUUUUCUCUGCUUGUGACAUCACUGCUUAAGGUCUCGGGAUAGUAAUUAGAAAUUAACACCAAACAGGAAUUGAAUAAACCAUGUGAAUUCUAGACUUUUUUGAACUGCUUUGAUCUUCAGUCAAUUUUACUACUCCCACAUAUCAUUUACGUUGCCAG
Messenger RNA from Owenia fusiformis, 1602 nucleotides. Lineage: Eukaryota; Metazoa; Annelida; Polychaeta; Sabellida; Oweniidae. The record is from the annotation of a GenBank genome assembly.